UGCCGACCUCGAAAAGACCAUGGGUCUCCUUACAUUCCCCGAGAUUGUCCGUUUCGCCGAUGAUGCUCCCCCGAGCUCGUCCCGUCCUACUCUUCCUCGUCCACCGCUAGACGUGGACGCACUGGACAGACUCAGCGACCCUGCAUUUCAGCCUAUUAUGGCCCUGAUGAAGAAAAGUCAACGAGAUAAAGUUGCUCAGGAGCUCAAUGCCGCCAUUCUGGAAUCUCAAGGUCAAGGAAUGGAGACGAAGCUGGGUGGAUUGGUGAGACUGAUGAGCUGGGGAGAAGAAAGAUUGGAAAAGGCUGGGAUCGGUUUACCAUUCGAGGAUAGGAUGAAGGGGAGAGCAUGGGCUGAUGCCGUAUUGAGUCGGCAGAGCUGAGAACGCCGUCGAGUUGUUAUGGUUCUCGUUGUAAAGUAUCACUCUCGGCACGAAACUCACGAAACUAUGUGUUGUAAGAGCCUCUGCGUCACUCACAUAUUCAUGUCAUGUAUCUUAUAUAUACGAGGUCAGAAGAUUUUCGGGCGAUCACAAAAUCCUCGUCGGCUACUAAAAAAAUUUUGGUUCAAAGUCGCGCGUCCACUCAACAUUGAUCAAAUAAUCUCAUCUUUGGUAGUCGAUAAGAAGGGGCUCUUGGAGGUCUUCAAGCUGGAAUUCUCGGGGAAGCAGGCUCACGAUAUAUAUGACAGUGAACAGCUUGUAUUGAACCUCACAUAUCUCAACACUCCCUACUUCCCAUAUCGACCCCCAAGACCAACAGGAGACUUCCCUUACCAGUAUCCUUCUCCCCCGUCUUCUGGCCAAUCUCUUCCGCCAUAUCAACGGUCAGCGACCUCGACAAGCCAUAUUCCGGGGGAUCUCUUCCUUUCUAAGCUGGACCUCCCUGAACGCCCUCUGACGCGUUUCAACACCCUCCCAUCCAUUUACAAAGGCUCUCCUCUCACUGGACAUACGUGCAGAUCUCACACGAUCUCUAUCGAGCUCCAGCAAGCAAGCAAGCGACAUCGUAUCGGUGUACCCGGCGAGAACCCAUCGCGCUCCUUGCAGACUAGCCGAGGUGAGCAAGCUGUCAAGCAGCUCUGUUGAGAAGGCCAUUUCCCCUUUUCUUGCUUCCUUACAUCAGGGGCUCCAUGGGCUUGCUUACGUCGUUCGCUCUGCUCUGAAUCCACGAUACCGCCUCCUCAAAAUUGAAUAUACAAGAAAAAAUAUAAACCGCUC
Messenger RNA from Kockovaella imperatae, 1216 nucleotides. RefSeq lists its product as hypothetical. Bases 398 to 1084 code for a protein of 228 amino acids. The record is from RefSeq and is a predicted model, not a curated record. NCBI's taxonomy places the organism in Eukaryota, Fungi, Basidiomycota, Tremellomycetes, Tremellales, Cuniculitremaceae. The transcript has 3 exons.